AUGUCAAUAGACGAUAUAACAGACAAGAUUUUGGAUUUCAAUAAUAGUAGUAGUAGCAACACAUUAUCUUCACUUUCUACUGGAAAUACAAGAAUUCCACCGCAACAACGUAAAUUGUCUCAUUUGGUUUCCAAUUCCCCAUCUUCCAAAUUAUAUCAAAAAUCAUUUGAAGAUGACAACGUUACUAAUAAUACAUCUGAUAUCAAUAAUAAACAUAAAAACUUAAAUAAACCUACUAAUGAUGAAUUAACUACAAGAAUAAAAUCAAUACAACAAUUAGCUGAUCGAACGAUCGAUUCUAUAUUAAAAGGUUUACCCCUUGAACGUUCAUUUGGAUAUUUGAAUUAUGAAUUCACUAAAUUAUGUCGAUAUAAACAUGUUGAACAAAGUAAGUUGAGUGAUUUAAUUUUUGAAAAAAUAAUCAAUGAUUUUAAAACAAAUUUGAAACCAAGUAUAAUUGAAAUCUUACAUGAUAAUUAUCAAGAUACUGACUCAAUAAUACAACUGGUUAAGAAUUUUCUAAACCUAUUUACUAAUUGGUAUUUUCGAAUGUCUGAUUUAAGUAAAGUAUUUAUUUAUUUGGAUAAUCACUAUCUUGUACAACAUCGUACCAAACAUCCCAUAAUGCUGUUUGCAAUUGAUUUAUUUAUAAAUGAAGUAUUUGUGGAAGAUAAACAACUUGCAAAAAAAGUAUUAAACACUGAGUUCCAACUACUUUGUAAAUGGAGAGAACAAAUAGAAAUAGAAAUGGAAAUUGAUGAUGAUGAUGAUGAAGAAAAUGAUUUAAUUAAUAUGGAUGUGAUUGAUCAAAGCUUGCUGUUUACUACAGUAUUGGUUGAUUUACACAAUCAAGGUUUUAAAUUUGAUUUCAAUGAACAAUUAUUGAGUUCAAUAAUCACUCAUUAUAACCAUUUAAAAAUAUCAUGGCUUAAAAAUGACCCUACUACUUAUUUAUCAAAAGUUUUAGGAACAAUCAAUGAAAAUUUGAGAUUUUUUAAAGCGGUUGGUAAAAAUAUUAAUUUUAUCAAAAAUUUAUUUAUGAAACUUCGAUGGAAUUUAAUAUUUUAUGAUUUCAAUAAUUUAUUACCAAAAGUUUUACCUUCAUUAUUAAAGAAUGAGCAAGAAUUAGGUAUUAUUUAUCAAUAUUGUUGUCAUAGUGUUGAAGAUUUUGGAUAUGAUUCUAUUCUGAUAUUUAUAUAUCAAUGGGGGGUUUACACCAAAUCAGUGUUUGAAUCUAUUGUGGAUGUCUAUGACAAAUCGACUAAAUCAAGCAAUAACAAUGUCAUUGAGCAAGUAGUGAACAAAUACAAGGAGUUAAUAUCAUUGAUAAUCACAAGUCUCCCUGAUAAUGAUAAAUUUGAAUUUGAAGUUAGGAAUUCUUUGAUCAAAACAAUUAAUAAUACCACCAGUAUUAAUUCUAUGAUUAUUUAUCAAUUGUGUAAAUAUUGUGAUAAUUUCUUCAAAGGGAAAUCAAGUUCAUUAUUAUUUCCUGAAUUUGAAAAAAAUGUUUUAAUUAUAUUUAAAUCGAUAAAUAACAAACAAGAUUUUAUCAAUUUUUACAAAAAGGAUUUAUCUAAACGAUUAUUAUUAUUAAAUCAAAAAUUCAAAUUUGAAAAUGAACAAAAAUUUAUCAAUAGUUUGAUAAAAGUUGUUGGUGAAAAUGAUGAUGUACUUAGUUUAACAGUGAUGUUUAAAGAUUUGACUGAUUCCAAAGAUAUUUAUAAAUCGUUAAUCACUGUACCAACGGCAAAUUAUACCUUGUUGAAUAAUUCAUUUGAGUUUAAUCCAUUAAUUUUAGAGAAAAAGCAAUGGCCUAAUAUCCCUAACAAUGAAGAUUUGCAUGAAUUUAAAUUACCAGUUGUAUUACAAGAUAUUUUAACUGAAAUGACAAAUCAAUAUCAGACAUUGGAUGUGAAGUAUAAGAAUCGACAACUCGAUUGGACUAAUUAUAAACUACAUCAAAUUACGAUGUCUGCACAGUUUGAUCAAGGUGAAAAAGAAAUUACCGGGAACUUGUUGCAAAUAGUAUUGUUAUUAUUGUUCACAGCAGAAGAUGACAAUGGGUAUACAAUUGAACAAUUAAGUUCAAUGACGGGUAUUAAUAAUACUCAAUUCUUGACUAAAAUCGUUAACUCUAUUACCAAUGAUAAGUAUGCCAUUUUGCGUUAUGAUGGUAAUAGAUAUUACUAUAAUUCAAGUUUCAAGGAUAAAUCCACGAGAAUUAAAUUACCAAUGAUUAAAGAAUUGUCAAGAUCAGAACAACAACAACAACAACAGGAAAAACAAGUCAAAGGUAUGAAUGAUAUUGACCUGGUUGAAUCCACUGUUCAAGCUAAUAGAGAUGACGAGAUAAAGAGUUGUGUUGUCAAAAUAAUGAAACAAGAACGACAAUUAACCAUUAUUGAAUUAUUGAAUAAAUCAAUAUCAGUAUUACAAAAUCGACGUCCAGUAACUAUGACAAAUUUAAAAACGAUCAUUGAAAAUUUAAUUGAAUUAGAAUAUUUAAAACGUGAUGAUCAUAAUAAAAAUAUAAUCAUAUAUAUUCCAUAG
Molecule: messenger RNA, 2550 nt
Organism: Candida albicans SC5314
Lineage: Eukaryota; Fungi; Ascomycota; Pichiomycetes; Serinales; Debaryomycetaceae
Gene: RTT101
Product: cullin
Exons: 1
Coding region: 1-2550 (849 amino acids)
Biological process (GO): SCF-dependent proteasomal ubiquitin-dependent protein catabolic process; protein ubiquitination
Cellular component (GO): SCF ubiquitin ligase complex
Molecular function (GO): ubiquitin protein ligase binding
Source: RefSeq, a predicted model, not a curated record